AUGUCUCACGAAUGGAUUUUAAGCGCAUCGGGAACAAUGAGGGAUACUGACCAUGAAGAGGGGUUGCAGGAUAAAGGUGCUGUCAUUGCCAAUAAUGACAGAGAAGCCAACGAAAGUGACAGUGAUAGUGAAGAAGAUGGUUCGGAUAUGUUUUCCUUCGAUUUUGACGAGGAAAUUGUAGUGUGUAUUGACCUCUCUGCAGGUAAACUUGGAUGUUCCAUUUUAGAUUAUCAUACCAAGACUUUACAAGUGUUUAACCAGGACUACGUCGUCAAUAAGACAACAAUUUCCUCUCAUGAUCUUAUCGACGACGCAGAUUCGUCUGCAAACGACAUCAGUUUGUUGAUUGGACUUUUAAUAAUGGAAGUGACCCCAACUAUAUGUCUAGUGCCAGUGAGGUUGGAGGAUUGGAUUUUUGACUACGUAAAGACGAAAUGCGAUGAGAUAAAAUGUAGGCUAGAACUGCAACCAAUAAAAUGUUUCAAAAAAUGGAAUUUGUUGCAGUCAUUGCAGUUAAGGGGUCAUGAUAAUUUGACUAUAUUAAACGACAUAUUGUCAAAUAGCAGAUUUACCACCACAGUCACCUUAGGUACGAUAGGAUGCAUCCUUGCGAAUCACGAGCAGCACGUGCAACGAGAUGAGUACAAUGACAGUACUGCUACAAACAAUAUGAUAACAGGACGACAAGUUCAAAAUACGUUUGAAGAUGUGAUACAUGACAUAACUUAUAUCGACAUAAGGGAUCGAAUGGUACUGGAUGAAAAUACUAUAUCGGCUUUGAAUAUUUUUCCUACAGCACAUAUAGGCCAUGAUAACAUGAUGAGAAAUGGUUUCCUUAGUAUAUUUGAACUAUUCAAUCAAGUUUCAUCGGAUUACGCCAGGAGAAUUUUGAAGUCCUGGCUUUUUAACCCCUUAACCAAUAGGGAACAGAUAGAAAAAAGAUAUUGUAUCAUAAGAACCCUGUUGGAUAAACAAAAUGCCAUUAUUUUUAAUGAACUCGCCCAAUCAAUUAAGGGAUGCCCUGAUGCUUUCGGAUUUAUAAAUCAGUUAAGAAGUGGUAAAUCCACAUUAGGGACCUGGACCAAGGUUGCGAGUUUUUUAGAAAAGGGCAUAGCUAUAUUUCAAUUGGUAUCGGCGUUGAAAUUGGGUUCUGUUGACGGAACCAUUCUACAUGAUAUCAAAUAUAAGGUUGAUUUAUCAGCAUUAAAAGAAUGCUUGAGAAAAGUAGAAACGGUAAUAGAUUUUGACGCAUCAAGAGAUACUAAAUCUCUCACGCUAAACACGGGAAUUGACAACAGAUUGGAUGAAUGCAGAAAUAUAUACAACCAUUUGGAAGGAAUCUUACUGGAUGUUGCAAGAGAGGCUCAAACAUUUUUACUCAAUACUCUGCCUCAAACAGAUUGCAAGAUAACAAAGAGUUUAGAAAAAUUGGUCAAUGCCGUUUACAUUCCCCAAUUAGGAUACUUGGUCACUGUUAACGCCUUGAUGGAAUCUUUCUUAGUCAAUAUUCCAGACCUUGAAUGGGAAGAGAUCUUUAGGAGCCCAGAAAAUAUUUACUUCAAGAAUGACAGGGUUCUUGAAUUGGAUGAAACAUAUGGCGAUAUUUAUGGAGCAAUUUCAGAUUUUGAAAUUGAAAUCUUGUUCUCCUUACAGGAACAAAUCUUGAGAAGGAAGACUCAAUUCACUGCUUACAAUAUACUACUCAGUGAACUAGAAAUAUUAUUAUCGUUUGCUCAAGUAUCCGCGGAAAGGAAUUAUACAGAGCCUCAAUUGGUAAAAAAUGAGUGCAUUUUAGAGAUUACUAAUGGAAGACAUGCGUUGUAUGAAACGUUCCUUGAUGAUUAUAUUCCCAACAGCACCAUGGUCGAUGGUGGGUUAUUUUCUGAAUUAAGUUGGCGCAAACAAAAUAAGGAAAGAAUCAUUGUAGUAACUGGCGCUAAUGCAUCUGGAAAGUCUGUAUACCUUACUCAGAACGGUUUAAUUGUGUAUUUGGCACAAAUCGGUUGUUUCGUUCCAGCAGAAAGAGCAAAAAUUGGAAUAGUAGAUAAAAUAUUGACGAGAAUCAGAACUCAAGAGACCAUUUAUAAAACUCAAAGUUCCUUUUUGCUAGAUUCCCAACAGAUGGCAAAAUCAUUGAGUUUGGCCACCGAAAAAAGCCUUAUUUUAAUUGACGAAUACGGUAAAGGUACUGAUAUUUUAGAUGGUCCUUCACUAUUUGGUUCCAUAAUGAUUAACAUGUCCAAGAAUGAAAGAUGUCCACGUAUAAUCGCAUGUACACAUUUUCAUGAACUUUUUAAUGAAAAUGUACUCACAGAACAUAUACAAGGUAUCAAACACUACUGUACUGAUAUACUUAUUAGCCAAAACUACAAUAUUUCAGGCACAGCACAAAUUAAAGAAGAUCGCGAAAGUGAGGGAAUCACAUUCCUGUUUAAAGUUAAGAAGGGAAUUUCAAAGCAGUCAUUUGGUAUAUAUUGUGCGAAAUUAUGUGGUUUGAACAGAAAUAUUGUAGAAAGGGCUGAAGAGCUAUCUAACAUGAUUAAUAGAGGUGAUGACGUGGUUCAGCAGUGUGGAAAACUCACCGAAAAGGAGAUGGGAGAGUUUCAAAAGAACCAGGAAAUAGUGAAGAAAUUUUUAUCUUGGGAUUUGGAUCUCGAAACCUCAACGACCUCCGAAAACCUCAGGCUCAAAUUGAAAAACUGUCUUCGCUAA
This is a messenger RNA of Saccharomyces paradoxus, 2712 nucleotides long. RefSeq names its product MutS family protein MSH5 (gene MSH5). Bases 1 to 2712 code for a protein of 903 amino acids. Gene Ontology annotation, cellular component: nucleus. NCBI's taxonomy places the organism in Eukaryota, Fungi, Ascomycota, Saccharomycetes, Saccharomycetales, Saccharomycetaceae. The record is from RefSeq and is a predicted model, not a curated record. Gene Ontology annotation, molecular function: mismatched DNA binding; ATP binding; ATP-dependent DNA damage sensor activity. The transcript has a single exon. Gene Ontology annotation, biological process: mismatch repair; chiasma assembly.